GUACAUUAGCAGGGAGCUGGAUCUGAAGUGGAACAGCCAGGACUUCAACUGGCACUCUUAUGGGAUGCAGCAGUCACAGGAAGGUGGGAGUCAAUCAUUUUGACAAGUCUCCUGAAAAGAACAGCUAGCAAAAGCGCAAACCUUUUCCAUUUGGUCUCGUGGCAAAGGCAAAGAUCUCUCCAGCAGCUCCACACAAUAUGGCAUGCUCACUAAUGCCCUCUGAACAGUCUUCUGGGACCUCUUUCUUGCAUAAAGAUAAUGCCUCAUUUUCUUGGAGUUCCUUGGAUGAAGAAGAAUUAGAUGAUUCCUUGCUGGAGCUAUCGGAUGGAGAAGAAGAUGAUGGCCAUUUCAGCUACACAGAGGAGGAGAUCCAGGAGCUUUUGAAAGAUGAUGACCCAUCAGAUGUGUGUGGAGAAGGGUUGUAUAAAGAUGAUGGUGGACAUGUUGAGAACGGAGGGAAAGGGAAUCAGAUUCUACCUGAUACUCCACAAGAGAAAAAUUCAAAUUCAUUGUGCAGCUUGGGACCAGUAACUGAGACCCCUGGCCUCUUUAAACUACCUCAACUAAAUACAUCAGUUGGUCAUGGGCCAACUCCUGCUAAACCUUUAAACAGACGUUUUGCACUAGAAAAGAAUCUCAUAAAAGUAACUAUUGUUGCACCAUUUAAUCCAGCUGCGUGUGAUACUGUGCGUGAAAAGAAAAAAGUUAAUUCAUCCAAAGAGACCGAAAAGCCCUCCCCCACUGGGGAAGAAAUGAGAAAUGGUCUUACCCCAAAUGAGGGUGAAGCUUGCACUGAAUCUGAAGGGAUCAGCCCCAGUAAUUCUUCCUGGGAACAGCCUCAGCUGUCUUCCAACAGUAACGUUCAACUAACUGUCUCUGGUAAAAAUCUGCCUGAUUGUAAGAAACCCACACCUGUAUUCUCUCAGCUCUCAGACCACCCAGAGACUCCUAACGCGGAGUCACCCUGGAGAAAUGGCGGAUCACAUAGAUCAAGUUGUGAAGUGAAGUUUUCAGUUUCCAGUUCACCAAACAAAGAUGUUUUUGACAAGGAUUCUGGGAAGAUGAAAGUCCAUGAGAAAAGACUAGGCAAAGUCAUUCCUGUUCUACAAACCAAAACCAGGACUAAUGUUUCGACGUUUUCACAAUCAGAUCUAGAACAGCAGAAGCAGAUUUAUCUCAGGAGGGUCAUUGCUCAUAUACAAGAUCCAGUGGACUCUAACCAAGGAACUCCUAAUAGAUACUGAACCUUCAAGGAUUGAUGUUCUGAGUCUCUUUCCAUCUUUGUUCUGCCUAUUCACUCUGGGAUGUUUUCUCAACUAUAUCUUUUUAUCCUUUUAUUGACUUCUUUAUUUCCCUAUUUAUGUUUAUACUUUCCAAAAGUUCUUUGUUGUUUUAUUCCGUUUUCAUAGCAUUUUAUGGAUGAAUUUAUCAUUUUCUGACGAUAUCUCUUCUUUUUGAAUUAUAAUUGAAGUACAGCGUACAUUUUCAUGUGCUUGUUUGUCAUCUCUAUAUAUGUUUUUAAAGUUUUAUUUAUCUGAAAGAGUAACAGAGGGAGAGGUUUUGCAUUCGUUGGUUGACUCCUCAAAUGCCUACAAAAACCACAACUGGUCCAGGCCAAAGCCAAGCCUGGAACUCUAUCUAGCUCUCCCAUGUGGGUGGCAGGAACCCAAGUACUUGGGCCAUCAUUUUCUGUAUCCCAGGAUCAUUUGUAGGAAGCUGGAUUGAAAGUGGAGAUGAGACUUGAUCUGAUACGGGAUGAAGGCAUACCAAGUGGUGACUUAACCCACUGUGUCACAACACCUGAGCUCUUUUGUUGUUAUUAGCACCAGCUUUAGCUUGUCAAUUCAAGUAUACCUGCUGGGUAUUUAAUUGGAAUUGUUGCCGGCGCCGCGGCUCACUAGGCUAAUCCUCUGCCUUGCGGCACCGGCACACCGGGUUCUAGUCCCGGUCGGGGCGCCGGAUUCUGUCCCGGUUGCCCCUCUUCCAGGCCAGCUCUCUGCUGUGGCCAGGGAGUGCAGUGGAGGAUGGCCCAGGUGCUUGGGCCCUGCACCCCAUGGGAGACCAGGAAAAGCACCUGGCUCCUGGCUCCUGCCAUCGGAUCAGCGCGGUGCGCCGGCCACAGCGCGCCGGCCACGGCGGCCAUUGGAGGGUGAACCAACGGCAAAGGAAGACCUUUCUCUCUGUCUCUCUCUCUCUCACUGUCCACUCUGCCUGUCAAAAAAAAAAAAAAAAAAAAAUGGAAUUGUUAUAGCUUAUAUUUUAAAGAUCUUAUACAUGUUCUCUUAAAUUCAUUAAUUAAGUACAAGGGUACCUUAACAUAAAGUUCAUGGAAAAUGGAAUUUAAAGAUACAUUUGGAUGCUGGUGUUGUGGUACAAUGUGUAAAGCUGCUGCUUGCAAUACCAGCAUCCCAUGUUGGAAUCCCAGCUACUCUGUGUCUAAUCCAACUCCUUGCUGAUGUCCUGGGAAGGUAGCCGAUGAUGGCCCAAGUACUAGAGCCCCUGUCAUUCUUGUGGGAUAUAUCAGGAUAGAGUUCCUGGCUCCUGGCUUUGUCCUGGCCCACUCCUGGCUAUUACGGACAUUUGUAGAGUGAACUAGGGGAUGAAAGAUCUGUCUCUUGCUUUUUCUUUCAAAUAAAUACAUCGUCAGGUCUGGUGUUGUGCCCACAGUGCCGGCAUCACAUGUGGGUGCUGGUUCAAGUCCUAGCUGCUCCACUUCUGAUCCAGCUCUCUGCUGGUGCACCUCUGAGGGCAGUGGAGGACAGCCUGGGUGCUUGGGCCCCUGCACCCAUGUGAGAGACUGAAGAAACGCCUGGCCUCAGCCUGGCCCAGCCCCAGAUGGUUGCAGCCAGCUAGGGAGUGAGCCAGUGGAUGGAAUACCUCUCUCCAUCCCUCCUUUUCUCUCUUUCUCUAGCUCUAACUUUCAAAUAAAUAAGUCUUAUUUUAAAAUUAAAUACUUCAUCAAACUUUUUUUAAAUAAUAAAUUUGUUUAGGUUCAAAAAUUUUGAAAUCCCCGCAUAAUUUUUUCAUAAUACACAUUUUAUUAUGAGCUUUUUAAAUACCCCUCAUAUGUAUGGAUUUCAAAGUUUUUUGUGCUAAGAUAAACUGAAUUCCAUUUUUACACAAACAUUUGGAAAUAACCCUCAUUUUAUGUUAUUGUAAAUGGUAGACUUUUAUGUUUUAAUUUCCAGUCGGCAUAUAGAAAACAAGUGAUUUUAUAUUUUGAUAUUGUAUCGUACAAACCAUGCUAAAUUUUGCUAACAUUUUAAUGGAUUCCUUAGAACUUGUUGUGUUACAUGGUAAUAUUAUCUGCAAAUAAAGACAACAUUUCUUUCCAACUUAUGAGCAUUUCCUUUCUUCCCAUGUUGCACUGACUGGAACUUUUAGUAUGUUAGUAGCUGUAUAUUUAUCAUAGAUGUCCUUUAUCAGUUUGAGAAAGUUCUCAUAUUCAAAGUUUUGGUGAGAGUUUUUCUCAUGAAUGAGUGGUGAAUCUUACCAAAUGGUUUUUCUGCAUUUAUUUAGAAUAUCAUAUAGUGUUUUUCCUUUGUACUUGGUUGCAUUCUAUUUUUAAAUUUUUACUUGUUAGUCCAACUUCUAUUUCUAGGAUAAAUUCAUUUGGUCUUGGUGAAUUAUUCCUUAAUAAUUUGUAAUACUUUUUUUUUAGGAUUUUUAUUUAUUUAUUUGAAAGAGUUCCAGAGAGGCAGAGAGAGAGAGAGAGGGAGGGAGGGAGAGGGAGAGGGAGAGAGGGAGAGAGAGGUCGUCCAUCUGCUGGUUCACUCCCAAAAUGGCUGCAAUGGCCGGAACUAAACCCAUCCAAAGCCAGGAGCCAGGAGCCUCUUUCAGGUUUCCCACGAGGGUGGAGGAACCCAAAGACUUGGGCCAUCUUCUGCUGCUUUCCCAGGCACAUUAGUAGGGAGCUGGAUUGGAAGUAGAGCAACCAGGACUCGAACUGAUGCCCAUAUGGGAUGCCAGCACUGCAACCCACUGUGCCAUAGCACUGGCCCUUACUCUUUAAUUUUUAAUGUUGGUCAUUGUGCCUUUGUUUUCUUGAACAUUAUAUCUAAAAAUUUAUCAAUUUUAGUGACCCCCUCACUCCCCCCAAGUAAGUUUUUAGUCAUAUUUUUAUAUUAGUUGUGGCCAUCAUGUUUUCUGUUUCAUUGAUAUUUUUCACUUUGUUUUUUCUUUUCUUUCACUUUUUUUUGAGUUUAAUUUGCUUUUGUUUUCUAGAUUUUUUUAAAAAAAGGAUGUAUUAUUUAUUUAUUUGAAAAUCAGAGCAAAACAGAGAUCUUCAUUUACUGGUUCACUUCCCAGAUGUCUGCAAUGGCUAGGUCUGGGCCAGGCCAAACCCAGGAGCCAGGAACCCCUUCCUGGUCUCCAUAUGUGGUGGAGGCACAAGUACUUGGGCCAUCUUCCAUUGCCUUCCCAGACACAUUAGCAGGGAACUGGGUUAGAAGCAGAGCAGCUGGGACUCUAACUAGUGGCCAUAUGUGAUGCUGGUGGUGCAAGCUUUGGCUUAAUCCACUAUACCACAGUGCUGGGCCCUAGCUUUCUUUUGUUUUGACUUAUGUUUGCAUUUUUUUCUUUCUUUGACUUUUCUUUCUUUUUUAAAGAUUUUUAUUUAUGUUUGAAGGGCAGAGAGAGGGAGAGGCAGAGAGAGAGAGGUCUUCCAUCCGCUGGUUCAUUCCCCAAAUGGCUGCCAGUGGCUGUAGCUGAGCCGAUCUGAAGUCAGGAGCCAGGAGAUUCUUUUGGGUCUCCCACGUGGGUGCAGGGGCCCAAGGACUUGCACCAUCUUCUGCUUUCCCAGGCCAUAGCAGAGAGCUGGAUCGGAAAUGGAGCAGCCGGGACUCGAACCUGAGCCCAUAUGGGAUUCCAGCACUGCAGGCGGAGUCUUAGACCACUGUGCCUCAGUCCCGCAUCUCUUCUUUUGACUUUUAUUUUUAAAAGAUUUAAUUAUUUAUUUGAAAGUCAGAGUUACACAGAGAGAGAAGGGGAGGCAGAGAGGUCUUCCAUUCACUGGUUCACUCCCCAAUUGGCCACAAUGACCAGAGCUGUGCUGAUCCAAAGCCAGGAGCAAGGAGCUUCCUCCGGGUCUCCCACAUGGGUGCAGGGACCCAAGCAUUUGGGCCAUCUUCUGCUGCUUACCCAGGCCAUAGCAAAGAGCUGGAUUGGAAGUGGAACAGCCGGGAUUCGAACCGGCACCUAUGUGGGAUGCCAGCACUGCAGGUAGUGGCUUUACUUGGUAAGCCACAGCGCCGGCUCCUUCCUUUGACUUUUGACUUACCUUUGUCUAUGUGCUUGACGCAAUGUCUGUAGACAGCUUAUAGUUGAAUCUUGCUUUUGUCCCCCCAGCCUCACAAUCAGUUUCACAUUUGGUUGUAUUAAAUCUACCAUCUUGAUGCUUAUUUCAAUUUGUAUAACAAGCUCAUUGCCUAUUAACAUAAGUAACAUAUUAUAAGUAACUCUGCUUUUAUAUUAGUAUAUUUAUUACACAUAGCUAUCUACCUAAACAAAGCACAUUUAUGAAAAGGUGACACUCUUUAAUAUAUGGCUUUAUUGGAGACUACUGGAUUCUCUUUUUGUGAUUGUGAAUUUGAUAAUCUGUCACCUAGCCUCUAGAAAGCUCUACCAUGCACCUGUGAGAGAAUAUAAAUGAAAAAGCCAAAUAACGGGGCCGGUGCAUGGCGUAGCAGGUAAAGCUGCCUCCUGCAGUGCUGGCAUCCCAUAUGGGCACUGGUUCGAGUCUCGGCUGCUCUGCUUCUGAUCCAGCUCUCUAUGCUGUGGCCUGGGAAAGCAGUGGAAGAUGGCCCAAGUCCUUGGACCCCUGCCUCCGCGUGGGAGACCCAAAAUAAGCUCCUGGCUCCUGGCUUCAGAUUGGUGCAGCUUCAGCUGUUGUGGCCAAUUGGAGAGUGAACCAGAGGAUGGAAGACUUUCUCUCUCUGCCUCUCCUCUCUCUGUGUAACUCUGAUUUUCAAAUAAAGAAAUCUUUAAAAAAGCCAAAUAACAUGUUAGUGUUAUGAAAAUAAUUUUGACCUAGUAAAGCCUCAAAAGGGUCUUGAAAAUCCCAGGGAUCCUUGAACACACUUUGAGAGCUAUUGCUCUGUAGUUUACAAGUAAUGUAUCAUUUAUAUUUAUCCUGGCAGCACACAUUUCCAGGGGCCUAUGUUGUGGUGUGGUGGGUUAAGUCGCCACUUGGGAUGCCAGCGUCUCCUAUUGGAAUGCAGGUUUGGGUCCCAACUACUCUGCUUCUAAACCUGGGAAGGCAGCAAGGCAGCAGAAGGUGGACCAAGAACUUGGGCCUCUGCCACCCAUGUGGGAGGUGAGGAAGGGAUUCCUGGCUCCUGGAUUUGGCCUGGCCUACACCUGGUUGUUAUAACCAUUCGAGGAGUGAAGAUCUUUGUUUCGCUGUCUUUGUCACUCUACCUUUCAAAUAAAUAAAAAUUUAAAAAAUUA
Oryctolagus cuniculus (rabbit) is the source of this 6447-nucleotide messenger RNA. The record is from RefSeq and is a predicted model, not a curated record. Lineage: Eukaryota; Metazoa; Chordata; Mammalia; Lagomorpha; Leporidae.